Molecule: messenger RNA, 1714 nt
Organism: Bursaphelenchus okinawaensis
Lineage: Eukaryota; Metazoa; Nematoda; Chromadorea; Rhabditida; Aphelenchoididae
Source: the annotation of a GenBank genome assembly
AUGGACGCCAAACUCCGCUCGUUAAUAUCGAAAGUGAAGAAAGAGCAUGACGAUGAUGCUGUCGACCGAUGCAUCUACGCUACCACCGUCUACAUCUUGGGCUUCUUUGCCGUUCUCAUUAUGGCACGGCAGUACGUGGGAGAGCCGUUACAGUGCUGGGUACCCGCUGAGUACACGGUAGGGGUUUGAGGUUGAUAUAUGUUUAUAUGAUGUAAUAGGUAACUCGAUGUUAUAUACAUAUUUAACUAAUGUUUAGUAGGGAAACAUCUUAGAAGAAGGUAUACUUACACAUAAAGUACAUUUUAUAACAUAGGUAUGGGUAAUGGUGUAUAACAUAGAGUAAUAUUGUUUUAGGGUGCAUGGGAGCAAUAUAUAGAGAACUACUGCUUCGUGGAGAAUACUUACUUUGCCAAUAAUACUGUACCAGACAACAAAUUGAGUAGAAGAAAGUACGAGCUAAAGUACUAUCAAUGGAUACCGUAUCUGCUCAGUAUUCAAGCUCUGAUAUGUUAUGCUCCGAAGUUGAUUUUCAAGUUGUUAUACUCACUUAGUGGUUUGUAUAUUUUAGCUAGACUAAAUUUAGAUUAAAUUUCUUGAUUAGAACAGACACAUAUGUAUACAUUUAGCUAUUAGGGCUAAUAUAUAAAUUUCAGACCUCCGCGUCACCGACAUCGUGCAAGUAGCCUACAAAGAGUGCAAACAAGUCGUUGGGCCUGGAGUGGAGAAGAAGAUCGCGCUACAACUCCUGGAGAAGAGCCAGCUUAAGGGUAGACUGUUUUAUUACCAUUCCAUACCUAGACUUAAAUUUUUUCGAAUUUUAGUACAAUUACACUUCAAUUGGUACUUGACUGCUAUCUACCUCCUCAUGAAGGUUUUAUUCAUCGUCGCGCUACUGGGCCAGCUUCUUAUGAUGAACUACUUUGUCGCUGGCAACAACUUCUUGUGGGGAUUCGAAGUGCUCAGCCAGCUGUUCCAAGGAGGCGAUUGGAGGACUACUGGAGCGUUUCCUAGGGUUGGUAUACUAUAAUAUUCGUAUCUUUUAUGUCUAUGUAUAUAUGGACUCGUAUAUAUAGUGAUACAUACAAUAUAUAUGGGACUUAUAAGUAUUAAGCUUAUCAAUCUUUUAGGUAACCUUCUGUGAUCUCCGUACUAGAGAUCUAGGCCAGUUCAGAGAGCAUACUGUGCAAUGUGUGUUGAUGAUCAACAUGUUUGCCGAGAAGAUAUACAUUUUCUUAUGGCUUUGGUCUAUGGUACUCUUGGCUGUAGCUAUUUUGAAUUUGUUUGCCUGGAUCUACAGAACGUUCUCUUCAGCUUCUAAAGUACGAAUGGUGAAGGAUGCUCUAAAGGUAUGAAUAAAGUAGUAUAGUUUAUGUUAUAGUAUCAUAUUUACUACUGAUAUAAAGUCGUUCAAAAACCUGUUCUACAGUAAGAUAUGUUAGUCAUACUUUACAUUACUACGAAUGCUUUGUAGCUUCACCACGAAAAGCCGUCGACAGCCAAUGUGCAGAAGUUUAUCCAAAGGUUUCUGAAGCUGGAUGGCAUGACGGUGUUACGUCUGAUCGACUCGAAUGCUGGCUAUGUUAACAUGGCUGACAUUUUGUGUGAGCUGUGGAUGAAUUACGGUAAAAAGAACGAUCGUCUGACGCCAAGUAGGUGAAUACUGUAGAUUACUGUAAUUUUAGGCCCAAUACCGGAGAAGAAACAACUCGAGUAA